This is a messenger RNA of Podarcis muralis (Common wall lizard), 2621 nucleotides long. RefSeq names its product Ras related GTP binding C (gene RRAGC). Gene Ontology annotation, biological process: cellular response to starvation; positive regulation of TORC1 signaling; negative regulation of autophagy. Gene Ontology annotation, cellular component: nucleus; lysosome; Gtr1-Gtr2 GTPase complex. Lineage: Eukaryota; Metazoa; Chordata; Lepidosauria; Squamata; Lacertidae. Gene Ontology annotation, molecular function: GTPase activity; GTP binding. The record is from RefSeq and is a predicted model, not a curated record.
CAGGAGCUGUCGGAGUGGGGGGCGCCUUUGGCAGCUCGUGAUGGCGGCCCUGCAAUUCGGGGCGGCGGCGGGUCCUGGUGCGGUCGAGGAGCCAGCGUCGGGGGCUCUGCCCGGCGGGACCCUCGGGGCGGCGGCAGCAGCGGCGGCGGCGGAUUCCUUCCCGAAGGACUUCGGCUACGGCGCGGAGGACGACGACGACGAGGAGGAUGACGAAGAGGACAUCGAUGGCGGGGCCGAGCUGGGCGGCGGCAGCGGCGGCGGAGGAGGAAUCAUCGGGGGUCCUGGCGGGAGCGGCGGCAUAGGAGGCGGCGGGGGCAGCAACUGCGGGCUCGGCUCGGGCGGCGGAGCGGGCGGCGACUCCUCCAAGCAGCCUCGGAUCUUGCUUAUGGGGCUGCGCCGCAGCGGGAAAUCGUCGAUCCAGAAGGUGGUGUUCCACAAAAUGUCUCCUAAUGAAACCUUAUUCUUGGAGAGUACCAACAAAAUCUAUAAAGAUGAUAUUUCAAAUAGCUCCUUUGUGAACUUCCAAAUAUGGGAUUUUCCUGGACAAAUGGAUUUUUUUGAUCCAACGUUCGAUUAUGAGAUGAUCUUCAGGGGAACUGGAGCCCUCAUCUAUGUUAUUGAUGCACAGGAUGACUACAUGGAAGCAUUAACCAGGUUGCACAUUACAGUCUCAAAAGCUUACAAAAUUAAUCCAGAAAUGAACUUUGAGGUUUUUAUUCAUAAAGUUGAUGGUUUGUCAGAUGAUCAUAAAAUAGAAACUCAAAGAGAUAUUCAUCAGAGAGCCAAUGAUGAUCUUGGUGAUGCUGGGCUAGAAAAACUUCACCUUAGUUUUUAUUUGACCAGCAUCUAUGAUCAUUCUAUAUUUGAAGCCUUCAGCAAGGUGGUACAGAAGCUCAUUCCACAGUUGCCAACUUUGGAAAACCUGCUAAAUAUCUUUAUAUCAAAUUCUGGUAUUGAAAAAGCUUUUCUCUUCGAUGUCGUCAGCAAGAUCUAUAUUGCAACGGAUAGUUCGCCUGUUGAUAUGCAGUCAUACGAGCUUUGUUGCGACAUGAUAGAUGUAGUCAUUGAUGUUUCUUGUAUAUAUGGGCUCAAGGAGGAUGGGAGUGGCAGUGCCUACGACAAGGAGUCCAUGGCCAUCAUCAAGCUCAACAACACAACUGUGCUGUAUUUAAAAGAAGUGACCAAGUUUCUGGCCUUGGUGUGCAUCCUUAGAGAAGAAAGCUUUGAACGCAAAGGUGAGGAAGAAGAUUGGUGUGUCCCACGAUUGAGUGCCUGGGCUCCAGCUUCUAUGGGGUCACACAAAUCUGGUUUAAUAGACUACAAUUUCCACUGCUUCCGCAAGGCCAUCCACGAGGUCUUUGAAGUGGGCAUUUCCUCCCACCGAUCCUGCAACCAUCAAGCAAGCAUCCCUGGUCUAAAAGCAGUGACUCAUAACGGCACUCCUAGAAAUGUCGUCUAGCGGAGGGGACCCAAGGCGGGUGGCCAAGUGUUCCCUGCUCCGUGUCCGUGUGUUGGGAAUGGACAGCACAGAGAACUGGCUCCAUACAUUCCUGUGUGCGCAUUCUGGAAGAGACGGGACUUUGCCUUGUGGAGCUGCAAUCGUGGCAGGCGUGGCACAACUGAAAUGGCCUGGAAGUGGAGCUGCUUCCUCCCCCGCUUCCACAUCUCCCUUGAUACAAAACAGGGCGUGGAUGAUUCCGGAACUGAGCUGUUUUGACACUCGGCAUUGCUUGUGUUUUUUUAAACAUGCAUAGUGUUAGUGCAUUUGCGUUUCAAAGAAAUUGGCGUUCGUAAACUCAAACAUGACAGCUUGUAGUUUAGUUUAGCGCAAUUUCAAACAUUCCAUCCUUUGAGUUUUAUCAUAUCAUAUUGCGGUUAACCCCUUAAAAAAAUUCCAUCUUCUGUGAAAUGAAUGUGAUGCCAAGUGGUGCCAUUUCCCUCUGCAGACCCACUGAGCGCAAAGCUCUCUUUUUAUUGGAGAACAGGAUAAAAGACAAGAAUUGGCAACCUUAACUUCGUCGCUUGAAACUGGUUUAGAAUAUGCUUGUCUUGCAUUCUCAAGCUUGUUGGCAGGCCACUUAACAAUUUGCUGCAGCAGUUCCUGUACUUGUCCUUGAAGAUGCUUUUUGUAGUAAAUGAUUCAAAUUCUGCCCAGUUGUGGCUAAUGUGUUUGGAUUUAAGUGCGUUUUCCAUAUUUUGAAGCUAUGCUUCAAUUGCAUAACAGGUUAGUUUUUGUGAAAUAUGGUGUGCAACUGAACUCUGGUUGCUAGAAUUCUCUGUAGCUGCUCACCAGGCAAGGAAGUGCCUUUACCUCAAGGUCAGGAAGAUACAAAGGCCUCCCUGAACUCCAUAUUCUGCACAUAUUCCAUUGGAUGGAAGCUCCCUUCCAACUCGUGUGUGGACUUUCCCUUGUGGCCUCGUGCACAUCAGACAACGCUUGUAUAUUCCCAAGCCAUGGAACCUUUUCUCUCCUCAGAUGUCAAUGUGGACGCGCCAAAGUUUUAACAGGGUGGCUGGUGUUGCCGGCAGCCGACUGUGUCCUUGCACUGUUCGGGAGGCGGGUGGCUCUUGUGGGAUUCACUUCUCAGUAGUCCGCAUUAAUAAAAUGCAUUUUAUCUUGA